AUGAAGUUGCUCAAUACUGAGCUGAGAGAAAUCCUUCUGUUUCUGGAGUUUAAAGAUAUUGUCAAUUCUAACUUAGCCUUUCUUAAUAAGAAGUUCUUCUAUAAUAUUGUGGAAGACACAGAGUUGUUGAGGAGGAUGAUUGAUCUUACAAUUUCACUUGUUAAAGAUUAUCAGAGGCAAGAACAGUACUAUGCUUUGGUCACUUCAAAGAUACUGAAGCUAAAGCAUAAGCACCUCCACGGAGAUGAAGAUUUUAAAGAACCAGAGUUAGAGUUCAAAAGAUUGUAUGACUUUACAGCGAAAGAUCUUGCUUUAUUUCUGCUAAAAAUAGCAAAGGAGGAGAACUGAAUUCAAUUAAUAUGCACUAAGAGGACAACUGGAGGAGCUGAAACUUUUGAUGCUCAAUGUCUCAGAGCUUUCUUAUCCAAUAGCUCAAUAUACUACUCAAACUACGAAGACAGGCACACAAAUGGGGUUCUCUGCGUCACAGGGAUUCCACUGGAAGAACAUACCGAAGAUGUGGCCAAGGCAAAGAACUUGUACGCACAGACUCUAGCCCUGCAGGAUCAGAUAGGCCAUGUACUUACUGAGGAUGAGAAAGAGUUUAAGAGUUAUAAAGAUAUUGUAGAGAAAACUGAUGUCCCAGAUGAGUAUUUACACGAAGACAUUAACUGUGAGGAUGCAUAUAAGUACAACAAAUGGUACAGGAACAGACUCAUAUAUUCUAUCAGGAAGGACCCGGAUCUCGCGGAAGAAAAUGGAAAUAUUGAGUAUGAUACCGCGGUUCAUCAAGAGUUAAUGAAAGAUAAACUCUUUUACUGGAAUCGUUUCCGUGUAAUGGAAACAGAGAGAUCAACUUGCCCAAUUAAGGCCUUAGCUGUGUUCACCCAUGAUUAUCCCAUUAAGACUGAAAAUCAUCCAUUGAUUCAUAUUAUCAAAGAUUUAUAUGAAAAGAGCAAAGAGGAAAUCACACAGUUAUCAAUGGGUGGUUUAUUUGAUUCUGAUUCUGACGAAGAAAUCAAAACUAUCACUUUCAAUGCUCAUAAGAUGAAAGAUAAACUGAUUCUUAUGUCAAAAUCUGGACUUCUCCCAAACAUUUGCAAUAUUGAAUUUUUCAAAACUGAACAAAAUCUGAUUAAUAGCAGUAAAAAUAAUUGUGACACUGAAAACUUCAACCCGGAAAAUAUUUUUGAGUUCGAUCAGGAAUUUUACUCUUCAAAAUUCCAAAAUGGAGAGGAAGGAGCAGAAUAUUACGACCAUAUAGACUCUUCUAUCUGUACUGAAACUCUUGAGAAAGCCAUUUCAGAGAUAGACCAAGGCGAUAAGUACAUGGAAAUGCUCAAUGCUCUGGAUACCAAAUGUGACUUCUUCAGACUCAGACUUUCUGCUAUUGCUUAUGAUCUAGGUACUCAAUACAGCUCAUAUGAUUUCUCACUAAAGUCUAAUAAGAGCGGCAGAUUUGUGAGCAUUCUUGGGUUGGAUAAGGUAGUCAGGAGCACAUAUCCAGGAGUCAACAUCGAUAUUGGAGGAGUUCUCUUCGGAGGCAACUUUUUCCCAGGACUCGUACAAAUGAAGGACUAA
Moneuplotes crassus is the source of this 1581-nucleotide messenger RNA. The record is from the annotation of a GenBank genome assembly. NCBI's taxonomy places the organism in Eukaryota, Ciliophora, Spirotrichea, Euplotida, Euplotidae.